Molecule: messenger RNA, 10334 nt
Organism: Cephus cinctus (wheat stem sawfly)
Lineage: Eukaryota; Metazoa; Arthropoda; Insecta; Hymenoptera; Cephidae
Product: serine/arginine repetitive matrix protein 2
Exons: 7
Coding region: 1395-3428 (677 amino acids)
Source: RefSeq, a predicted model, not a curated record
GUAUCUCUAUUAUAUGUAUUCAGUUCUAAGCUGCUCGUCAAUACUUUAGGAAUGACGCUUAACGUAAAAAUUGAAUACUUGUACUGCAGCCGAGUCAAUUAAGAGAACAUUUGGAACUACUCGCGAGGGCUACUGAUAACUUGAAACACGGGCUAGGAGUAUCUACAUUUAAAAUUUCCCUGUUGGUUGCUUGACAACUUUUCAAAAGUUUUACCUCCCUUUACGAAUCAUGACGGAGAGUGAGGUUUUCGAAGACUGAAUGGAAUUUGAAACAAAUAUAUUAGCUAGAUUGUUAUUAUUAUUUGUCAUUAAAAAAAAAUACAUAGAUACCAACUAAUUAAAUAUUUCGUACAUUUCACUACCUACAGCGCAUUUCGUCUCAAAUUCACCAAUGAAAGUUACGCUAGUAACUAGUCAGCAUAUUUAUAUUAUAUUCAAUUGCAUAACAUAAUUUACACAGUAUGCGUGGAAUUUAAAUAAUUGUAUUUACUCGAUUCAUUCGCUUAAUUAAUGAUUGAUAUACAAAGUGGAAUCACGAGCAAGUUUCUCCUGGAAAUUCUAGAGAUGGUGUCGAGAAUAAUUAAUAUAGAAGCUGUCACGAAGUGAAAUCUUUAUAUUUGAAAUCCCAAGAGGAUUUUACCGUGAAACUUUGCAGAUUAUGUAAAAUACGGAGUACUUUAAUACGAAGUGUUUUUAAUGAACGUUGAAUUCUUUUUUAAUGAUAACUAAUCGUCUGAUAUAAUAAUUCACCUGAGAUAACUGUAACACACAAUUAUUCAAUAUGAAAUUAUAUCUUGAAAUGUCUUUAAACAAUGUAUCUAACAAAUUCUCGAUUAUUUUCAAACAUUCAAAUUUUAGCUCCACCGUGCAUAUGGUAUUUUUUAAUAAUGAAGGGCUUUCUGAAUACAAAUUUUUUCCAAAAGAAUUCACACAAUUGUUUCUCCUGCGGCUCAUUGCUUUCCAGAGUCCAUUGUGCCAUUUCGUGAGAUGGAUCAUGAGGGUGGCUACGACGUGGGUACUUUUCAUUAAAGUUUGCCAAUCCAUUAAGCCCACGUUAUUCCGUCAUAAAGUGUCGAAAAAUCCGAGACGUUUUUGCACGAGUGAUUUUUAUUAAACGGUCCUUCGAUUUUAUGACGGGAAUCAAGUGUCUUCGAAAUUUCCGCAGAUUUAUACUGCGUAUAAGGAUAUUCGAUGUAUCAGCACAAUUCCUAUCGGACUGCCUGAUCGUUUUGCUUAUAUCGUAAAUCAAAAGAACUUUUUGCGAAUCAAUUCGCACGUACCACACAUAUACUUGAUUCCCGAACCCUUCAUUAAUUCAGAAACUAUUGGAUAUCCAUUAGAACGGUCAUUUAAAACUCUGCCUUUAUUUUUUGCAGAGGUGAAAAGAUGCCGUAAUGCUUCAUCGUAGUACGUCGUCGCGACGCAGAAGGGCGUCGCGAAAUGUCGUCAAUUCGGCGCAAGGAUCGUCGUCGGUGUCAGGGCCAAGAGGGCGCAGAGCAUCAGUGGCUGCUGACAAAACCGCCCCCUUGGCCCUAACUACCCCUAACGCCAGUAUGGAGAGGCACAGAUCACCUCGUGGUAGUAUGGUGCCAAAUAUCGAACUUGAUGUGGAAAAUGAUUCGCCGGAAGAGCCUGCUGGUCAGAGAAUGCUCCCGGAUCCUGAGUUGAGCAUAUCUUCCCAAAGGAAUCUGGUCCCAGAUCUAAACCGUAGUCCACGAAACUCUCUGAUCCCAGAUGACUAUUGUAGAGACCCACGAGGAUCCUUAGUCCCAGAUCCCGGACGUAGCCCGAGGAAUAGCUUGGUCCCGGAUAUAGGACGUUCUCCACGGAAUAGUCUAGUUCCUGAGGUAUCUCGAAGUCCGCGGCACUCUCUCAUACCGGAUGUACCACUAAGUCCAAGGAACUCUCUCGUGCCCGAUGUCAGCUACAACAGAAGUCCAAGGAACAGUUUAGUGCCAACAGGAAGCUCCAGGAGUUCGCUGAUGCCGGAAAAUAACGGUGGUAGUAGAAGUCCCAGACACUCCCUGGUACCGGAUCCAUCGAGGAGCCCAAGGGGAAGCGUGGCAAACAUUGAAUUCGACAGGAGCCCAAGAGGAUCCAUGUGUCCUGAAGUGUUAAAAACUCCUAGAGGUAGCAUAACGCCAUUGGAAUUCAACAGAAGCCCACGAGGAUCCAUAGCAUCCGAUUGUUUCAAUCCCAGUUCAAGAGGAUCGAUCGCACCGGAUCCAAGUAGAUCCCCACGUGGAUCGAUUGCCCCGGACCCAAACCGUUCGCCAAGAGGAUCCAUUGGACCAGAUCCAAAUAGAUCACCUCGAGGUUCAAUCUGUCCAGAGAUUAAUCGUAGUCCAAGAGGAUCCAUAGGACCACACGAUCCCAACAGAUCGCCCAGAGGAAGUAUAGGCAUACUGGAAAUCGAGAGAGGUCGUAGAGAAUCAGCUGGUGGAUUGAGUGAGGAUGAGACUAGGAGCCCUAGAGGUAGCAUUGGUCCUGAACUAGACAGAAGUCCUAGAGGAAGUAUUGGCGGUAGUCAGGAUAGACGGAGUCCCAGAGGAAGUCUCGCGUUUCAAGAUCCUAGAAGAGCCUCAGCCGAUCAAGGUUCCAUGAAAAAUCGUAGCAGUUCACCAUACCGACAGCGAGAUAUAAACUCCGGUAGUAUCAGAUCCGGCGGAAGUUGUGGCGCACAGGUGAAUCUAGGCUACGGGACAAAUGCGUGGGCAGAUUCAAGAAGAGCCAGCAGCUCUGUGUCUCAGUUCUCAGGCGAUGAAUCUCGCCGACUCUGUGGCGGCAGUGUCAGUUUGACGGAAAAGGGUACUUCGGGGGUCGGUCCUCUUGGGGUUGCAACGUAUGGCUCUCUGGCCUUUCAGCUGAAAGAUGCUCAUCUCGAGGCCAGCGGCACUUGUGACUUUGUGUUCAGGGCUUUAGGUGUCGUUAGCAAAACUCUAGUCGUCACUAUUUGCCUGGGCUGCCUCUCGACAAUGCCACUUCUUAUGCUUAUCAUGGGACUUCAGUUCAUCAGAGAUUGCCCCAAAGAGCCCCAUAUACCAGUGUACAUGGUGGUAGGUGGUACUCUAGGAAGUGUCAGAAUGCUGUGGGGACUAUAUUCACAGAUACGUUCCAGAAGACCCGAAGGAUUGAGCGUUCGUAGUGCUAGGUCACACAUGUCACCUACCAGACUAGCCUCCAUGGCUUUGACGUGCUUCCUGGCUGGUUGGUUCGUAUUAGGAAAUUACUGGAUAUUAAGCAUCAGGUGGCCCGAUUAUUCUCCUACGUUGUUCGAGCCUAAUCGAUGGUGUCACAAGACGCUCUACGUAUUUUCAUUGGUGCAUCUGUGCGUGGUUUAUGCAGCUCUGGCGGCCAGCGUACUGGCGGCUCUGUCUCUGGCUGUCUGCAGGAUUCUCGCAUGUCCCUGGCCAGAGAGAUACAAAUAACCACGGCGAUCCAUGCGUUUGAGGGAUGUUCGCGAGAAGACCGUGACUACUGGAAAAAGACAUCCGCAAAAUUCAUUCGAGGGUAACGUCCUGGAGGAGGUCGAGGAGGAGGAAGAGGAGGAGGUCGUGGAGGGCAGCGAGGUCGUGCAGGAAGUGAAGUACUGCAGCAAAGUGCAAUUCCGGGCACCGGAUAUCAUCGAGUUGUGAUAAACAAGAUAAAGACAACCUAACCUGAAUUGGCGUGGAAUUUCAGCCGAGACAGGAAGUUUGGCACGAAUCCUAAGAAGCAGAUGAUCAAUUGAAGAUCCGAGAACGUAGGAAGCUUCGUAGGAGAAUUUUUAAUUUUCUUGGCUCGUUGCAAAAGUGACAAAACUUUUGCAGCUACGUUUUUGCUUUUGGCCGCGACUGUACGUACCGAGUUCAAAUCGUCAAAGUCUUGAUACGAAUGUCAGACUGCGUGGGGUGAAUCGUUACUUUGGUAUUGAAAUUUUCAAAAAGAAUGAUACUGUAUAAAGUUCAAAUUUAGUAUUUCAAGAUUAUUGCGAAUCGAAGACAUUGAAGUAACGUGUAGCGUCACCGUGAGAAAUAGUGGACCUCCCGUUAUCGAGCGAUAAAUCUCUGUGGACUUUAUUAACCGGAAACCCAAAUCCGCUUUGUGGUGAAAACUCAAAUGGAAUUGGUGAAACGUGCUCCAGGUCAUGUUACACAGCAACGCUCUAAUCGACCAUAUUUCCCUUUUCUGGUAUGCGCAUCGUUUUCUCGAUCAUCCGAAACACAUUAUUUCGUCAGGUUGACUGACGAAAUAAAUCGAAAUGAGAGUCCUCGUGAAACAAUAACGAGAGGUUAGCUAAUGUUUGCAUCGCUGGAAAAUUUAACUCGAGCCCAACCGCUCGCCGCUUUGAUGAUCAACAAUUCUUUACUAAUGUGGAAUCUCUUAGAAGGUAAGUACUAUACCCAUACCUGCAUCGCUUUACUGUGUGCUACUCGACAUUUUUUAUUCUACUAUUAGCUCGUUAGAUUUCAUUGAUCCUUAGUAUUAAUAAUAAAUCAGAAUUAAGGCAUAUUCAUAAGUGAAGUUAGAUCUUUAGAGAGCGACCAUACUGUAUGCAUAAAAGCGAUUGUUGAGUAUCGCCCAAAGACUAGGUUUCAAACGGCAGCCAUUGGGCUAAAUUAAGUGUGAUCGUUGAGAAAAAAAAAUAGUUCGCGUUAAAAUCUAUAGAAACAGCGUUAGUAAUAAUUAAGAGGAAAAAAAAAAGGAAUUAAAGACAUCUCUUUUCAUUUGAGCUUUUCACGUCAGGCGUCAAGGAUGCUGUACCAACAGUUUUAAAGGUAUUAAAAAAUAGUAAAAAAGACAAAAAAAAAUCCGUCGUAAAUAUUAGAUUUUAUAAUCUUCAAAAAUGAAGUCCUUUUAUACUUAUAGCAGACACCAACUUUUUCUCGUUCUAAUUAUCCUUCGCCUCAUCCUCCGAUACUGUGCUCCCCGAUAGACACUUUUACCCAAUACUAAAAUUCUACGACACGCCAUACAGAAAAUAUGAUGCCGUUAAAUAUGUGAUAAAGGAGAGUAAAAAGUAUCAUAACCAUGUCUAUCAGGAUGAGGUAGAAAGAUAGUGGGUCGAUGAACCAUAUAUCACUAUCAACAUUUAUUCUACCUAUAUUUAUACUUACAGAGUUAAAUUUCCUUAUUAUUUUUUUCAUACCCAUUACCUAAUAACCAUCCGCUCCCCUCUCAUCAAUUCAUGGAUACCUACCUGCAAUUCAUUCACAUGUAAAACAUACCUUGAAGAAGCUUCGUGUAACAUUGAACAUCAAAGAAUUACCCGUGCCUACACUUUAUUCGCGGAUCGACCAUACUUAUUCGACAAACAACAAAAACCCACCCAAAAGUAUCGAAGUAAAAGAGUCAAUUAAAGAUAUAUACAUCUUGAUAUUAUUAAUUCCAACAGCACUAUAAAACGAGCUACGAGAUCAUACGCGAAUGCUCGUAUCCGUAUAUAAAUAUGCAAAAACUUGUAUAUGCAUAUACACGUGAAUUAGUCAUUAGAUAUAAAUGCAUAUGGUAGGACUCAAAAAAAAAUAUAUAAAUUCUCGUAGGGACCUGACCAAGCCGUCUACAUAUAGCUACUAGACAUAGCAUCUAUAGUAUGUAUAUAUAUAUAUAUACAUACACAUAUAUAUACACACAAUUAAUUUGCUCUUGCAUAACUCUUAGAGUGAUAUAGUUCACUUGUAUGAAAUUUUUUUUCGUUGCAUCCGCGCCUGCGCAGUGGUUCGAAAACGGGUCCAUAUAUAUCGUAUAUACAGAUACUAUAUCGUAAAUAAAGUGUCGCAUAGACAUUGAUGUAUCUAACGUUUAAUAUGCCUGUAUCGAGCGCGCGUCUCCGAUAUUUCAGACUUUCUAACUCGAUUAGACUUUACGAAUGAAAUAUAUCGUUCGGGACUCGUAGAAUGUAUGUACAUCGACGUCAUCGCCCGUAAUAACGUGUUAAUUAAGGGACGCCUAUUUACAUGUACAUACUAUAUUCGAUUAGACACUAGCGCCAUCGUCUUGCGAUCUAAUCUCGUGUACUAAUUGGAGACGCGUUUUCAUUGGUCACUAUAAAUGUACUAUCGUGUUUCAAAGUUGCUUUCAGCGAAACGUCAGCGACGCGACUGCCUUCGGUUUUAUGAGUCUGAUCUUGGAUAAAGUUUAUAUAGGAUAAUAAUUUUGUUAGUAAAAAAAAAAAAAAAAAUACUGAAAUUUUUAUACCAUAAUAUUUUAACUAUCUCUAUACGAGUACAUAUGGUUUUUCUGUAAGGAUCUUUUUUGCCUUUUUCAUUCCUCCUUUUAUCGUGUCUCUAUGUUCGUUCAGAAUCCGCCAUUUUUAUCUAUCGAUUAUAUCAUGAAUUUUUGUUUGCCACCUGACUCCGCGUCACGACGCACCGAAAGACGUCGCGACGCGUCGACGCUCCGCGAACCAUUUACUUGCAAGGCACAACGAAAAAUUGAAUGACGUUUUACACGACGGAGGCAAAUCAUUAUGACACCGUGUACACGUGGUAUGCGUGGAAUGCGAGAAUGCUUCAAGGAAUGAGUGAUUAGUGAUAUCUAUGAGUAUUGUGCAUUCGGUAAUUAUACUAGAGGAAAAUCAAAAUUGUAUAGCAGAACGUACAUGGAGAGAAUUUUUCGUUAUUUUUUUUUUUUCUAUGAAAUUCACGAUCAAAUUUAGCGUAGAAACGAGUAAUCGUGGGACAUCGUUGCCAUUUUAUUACGUAUUGCUUAUAACACACUUUGCUUAUAAUUUUACAAUGCAUACGGUAAAUAUUGCUUGCAAAUUUUACUGCGUUCCAGGGUAAAACUAACCAUGUAAAAUUUUAUGUUUUACAAAAAAAAAUCUGAUUGAUAUUUUCACACCAUUGCAAAGCGUAUAUAGUGUUAUUAGUAGCAUUGCAUCAGCUGAAGUUAGCUCGUCCAUUCGAUCUUUACGGUAGAACCAUAUUCAGACUGUUCAAUAAACCUACAUUAAUUAACCUGAAUUAUACGGUUUGAAUAUUUAUUUCUAAUUCUCUGCACGUACGUGAGAGAAUAGCUAAAAUAAAUAAAUAUAAAUUAAACAACAAUUGUGAAGCCAACUUCGAAAGAAAACAAAAUUACAAAAAAAAAAAAAGGAUUUGUUAAGAGAUUUUAGGGUAAAAAUUUUACAAGUCCUUCGGAGAAAUAUACAAAAAUUUAUAUUUUUCGUGUUUGACUUCAAAGGUAUGAAAAAGUAAUGCACUAUCCGUUAAAAUUGAAUGUAACGCACGAGAUAAUUCGGCUGUUUAAGAUGACUUUUUAAAUUGAACAAUUUAAAUGGUAUAGUCCUACCCUAUAUAUUUUCAAGUUUCAAAAUUUUUACCGCACACAUUGGUAAAAGCUAUUUAAUAUAUUUUCGUGAGUUGUUCUUAAAUGUAUAGGUAAUAUGUUAUGAGAUACCACGAUGUCCCGUGAUUACCGUGACUUUCAAGGUAAUUUUCAAUAAUACAAAAAUUCUCUCCGUGUACCUUAGCAACGAAUUCACUUUAGGGAGAGUUUCUAUUUACGAUUACUAGCCGAUAUUGAUUAUCGUCGAUAGGAGUCUACACGAACUGUAUAUUCAGCAGUUCAUAUAGGAGUGUUAACCGUGCGUGUCGGAUUCAUGACGUUGCAUCAAUCUCGUUAUGAAUUUGAAUUACCCGCGCAUGUACCUUUACUCUAUAAAUAUAUCAUCCGGAAUCGCGCAAAAGUUGGAUUGUAUAUCAUCCGGGCAAUUCGUGACGUCCAUAUAUAAUUAUGGGGAAUCCACUAAAAAUACAAUAUGGCAAUAUCAACUCGUACCGAAAGUUACGUAACGGGUACGAAAAGUUCUAACUUGCGAAACGUCAUCGGAAGUUCGGGAAGACAGGAUACGGAGAAACUUUUUUUUUUAACGUCAAACUAGCAAAACGUGAAGACAAUUGCAAUUAGCGUUGCAAAAAGUUUUGCGAUCCUGUUAUCGAACGUCACGCUACUGUGAAGUAGGUCGAUGGACAAUUGUACGAUUGUCAAAUACGCGGUGACAUUAAAACUCGAAUUAAAUGGAACAGCCAUAUUUUUUAUUCACGAAUUGCGUGAAUGACGUACAUGAAAAAGAAAAGUUAUUUUUGGCCGGAUCGAAGAAAGAAAUGGAAUCGAUUGUUCAUGUGAUUGCGUCACAGUUACCAUAUGCAAAAAUUAGGUUCGUUAUAGAAAAAUAAUAAAAAUUCAUGACUCGCUCCGCGAAACAAGAAGUUUUUCGUAAAAUUGUAAUAAAUGACUUUAGAUGAAAACAUUGAUAACGCUUUUUAAAAAAAAAAGGUAGAGAUUUAUCUAUAUAAUUAAAUAAAAUAAUUCUACUCCAUUUCUCGUUUCGAUCAGAAGAUCGGGCUUAGAUGUUAAAAAUAUAUAAUAUAUAAAAUGUUAGUCGCGAUGCGUUAAUCAAUUUAUAGUAUAUUGUUAUAUUUCAUAGAAUAGAGAAUUUAUUUAUUUUUAUACGAAUGAUUUUUGGUAGCGUCACAUAGAUUUAUGCAUUUCCAAAUCAGUACACAUAUUAUAUACGUACUAUUUAUUCAAGUGGACCGUUUAAGUUUUAAUAUAAUAAUUCACUUUCUCGUUAGUUCGCGCCGAUAAGUCAUAAUAACUGUUACAAGCUAAUCGAUAAGUACGUGUCUAAGUGGACUUAACGUGAGCGUAAAUGUCUAUGGUAAUAUUGUGAUAGCGUGUCGUGAUUUAAGUGAAGACUUUUACUGUGUGUUAGGCUCUAAGGGUUUUUGCGCGCGCCAAGUCGCCAAUUGUGGUCCAGGCUUUAAUCUAGAAUUCACAAGCAAGAUAGCCGAACUUAUGCCGUCGUGAUAUAAUCGGAUGCUAUAGAGGAAAACGUCUUUUUCUACGUCAUUUUCCAACGAGUCCCACCUUAAAACGAUACUAUACAUAUAAUAAUAAACCGAAAUCAUUAAAGUCGCUGACAGUGCGAGUCAUUUAAGUUACAUCGCCGUAGAUUAGUUCCUUGAUAUGAAAAUAUUGCCAUUAAUAUUCAAUCCAUAAAAUUCGUUUACUUCAAAAAAUUUUUUUUUAAUUUUCCAUUUAUAUCGAAGCACCGUGCGAACCGAUUUUUAUAUUCGCAAAAUACCUUUUACAUUUUUUAUCUCGAUAGCGCACACGCUGCUUGAAUUAAAUAUGAGGGACGUAUUAUUCAUUUUUAAAUAAAAGAUUAAAAAUACGGUACGCGUAUUACGUUUAAACCUGUACUUUUUUUUUAAUUAUACACAGCCACUAGCAUGAACGCGUCUCUUCAUUGCCAGAUUUUCAGUACAAAGGCACAACCUCCGUUUUGCUUUGAAAAACGUUUUGGUGCACGAGCUGGAAUUUGUAAAAUUUUGCCAUCAUUUCUUAAAAGUAAUUUUUGACUAACAAAUUUUUUACCACUUAAAGCAGCAAGUCCUCGACAAGUAAUUAAUUACACGUAUGUAUAUACUCUAUUGAAAAAUCUUAAGGGUCCAAUCAUUAUUUGACACUGCAAUUAAGAAUUCGCAGGCGCACUCAUCUCUUGCGUGCUGAAUAUAUCUGACACGGAAAUUCUUUCAGAUUGUAUUUGGAGUUUGAAUCAACUGAAGAAAAAAAAUUUAAGAAAAAAAAAACGAAAAAAAAAAUUGAAAAAAUAUAUAAAACAAGAAACACCAAACCAUAAGACGCGUACUCUUUACCCACUAUUGUUAAAAUUAAUAAUAAUAAUAUUAUUCCUCGAAUACGCAUGAGCACGUAAUCUUUGACGCUUAAAAAUUUGUACCUUAUCAAUUACAAAGUCACUUUAACAUAUCUCGUUCUACAUGAAUGCUGCAUUAUUAUACGCAUUAACAUAUCGUGACAGGAGAUUUAUUCAAAAAAAGAUUUUUUUUUUUAUAUCGCAUACUCAAAGAUCACACCUGACGAAUGUAAACUGUGUCACAGAUUCGAUACAGUGAAUCUCUCGGUAAUAGUAAUCCAUCGUAAAUAACGCAGAUGAGAAAUACGUCACGUGCAUAAGCGGGAUAUAUUGCGCUAUAUACAUAAUAUAUACAUAUAUGCCGCAUAUAUAUAUACACAUAUGUGGCAUGAGCGAUUGAAGCUUAAUAACAAUCGAGGAGUACCAAUAUAGAUGUAUAUUUAUAUGUUAUGAUUGCGUGUGUACGUAAUUGAUAAGAAGGGAAGAAGUAGAAGAAGAAAAAUGGAUAAUUAUUAUUAAUAAAUAAAACCAUAAACCGACAACCCAUUAUUACAUAUAAUAUAUAUAUAUAUACUGUAGUUAAUAAUAUAAGAGAAUGACUGUAACGCGGCAAAGGUAUGGCGGAGACGUAUUCUGACCUAUUUGUAAUCUAGCCGAAUACACGAAAUACACCGUAUAUAAGAGUAAAAAA